Eriocheir sinensis (Chinese mitten crab) is the source of this 3653-nucleotide messenger RNA. RefSeq names its product succinate-semialdehyde dehydrogenase, mitochondrial-like. NCBI's taxonomy places the organism in Eukaryota, Metazoa, Arthropoda, Malacostraca, Decapoda, Varunidae. The record is from RefSeq and is a predicted model, not a curated record. Gene Ontology annotation, biological process: GABA catabolic process. Gene Ontology annotation, molecular function: succinate-semialdehyde dehydrogenase (NAD+) activity. The transcript is spliced from 12 exons. The coding region runs from base 124 to 1665 and encodes 513 amino acids.
GCCUUGGCUGGGGGUGGUGCGGUGCGGCCUCCCCUGCGUCAGAUCAGCGCCAAUCAGUUUAUAUUAAGGUCGUCGCCGUGAGGGUGUGCUAGCAGGGUCCGCCGGGCUGUUCGCUGAGGAACCAUGAAUUCUUCGUGUUUGUGGAUGAAUUUACUCAGACAGCACAAGUAUAAGGGAGUUGGAGCAAUGAUGAGGGGCCAUGGGGUGCGCUUUGCCUCAUUAAUGCAUCAACAAUGUUAUAUCGGAGGUCAGUGGGUACCUGCAGCAAGUGGCAAGAUGUUCCCUGUUGAGAACCCAGCCAAUGGCAAGGUGGUGUGCAAUGUGCCAGACAUGGUGGAGCAGGAUGUCCAGGCAGCCAUAGAUGCUGCCCACACAGCCUUCCAGACCUGGAAGAAGACAACAGCCAAGGAGCGAUCAAACUUCUUGCGCAAGUGGUACAACCUGAUGGAGGAACACAAGGAGGAACUGGCAUGCCUUCUUACAGCAGAGGCAGGCAAACCCCUGGCUGAGGCACGGGGCGAGAUGAUGUAUGGCAACUCCUUCCUUGAAUGGUUUUCUGAAGAGGCCAGAAGGGUAUAUGGGGAGGUGGCCCAAAGCCCAACAACUAGCAAGGAGAUGGUCUUCAUCCGGCAACCCAUUGGUGUGGUUUCAGCAAUCACCCCGUGGAAUUUUCCAAUAGCUAUGAUAACACGCAAAGUUGGAGCGGCUCUGGCUGCUGGUUGCACGUGUGUCAUCAAGCCAGCUGAGGACACCCCACUUACUGCUUUGGCUGCCGUUGACCUAGCUGAGAAAGCUGGAAUCCCUCCUGGUGUGGUGAAUGUCGUGACAGCUUCUCGUGCCAACACUCCUGCAGUGGGCAACCUGAUGUGCACCAGCCCUAAGGUGGCUGGUGUCUCCUUCACAGGAUCAACUGCCGUAGGGAAGCUACUGUACAAGCAGUGUGCACAGGGAAUAAAGCGUAUUGGUCUGGAGUUGGGAGGCAAUGCACCAUUCAUUGUUUUUGAUCAAGCAAAUCUCAAGGCUGCAAUUGAUGGUCUCAUCAUAGCUAAAUUCAGAAAUGCAGGGCAGACCUGUAUCAGUGCCAACAGGGUGCUGGUGCAGGCUGGGGUGUAUGAGCAGUUCUUGGCUCUGAUGAAGGAGACUGUUGAGCAGCGCUUGGUGGUUGGGGAUGGUAUGGAUGAGGGAGUCAAUGUGGGUCCACUCAUCAAUGCCAGUCAGCUCAAAAAGGUUCAGAAGUUGGUGAAUGACACUGUGGAGCAAGGAGCCCAAUUGGUAGUGGGAGGCUCAGUGCACCCUGCAGGGGAACUUUUCUUCCAGCCCACCAUCCUGACAGGGGUGACUGAUGACAUGGUCUGUGCAAAGGAAGAGAUAUUUGGGCCUGUCAUUGCUGUUCAAAAGUUCCAGACAGAGGAAGAAGCUAUGGAAAUUGCUAAUUCUACUCAAAAUGGACUGGCCAGUUAUUUCUACAGUCAGGAUGUUUCUCAGGUGUGGCGUGUGGCACGGAGCCUGGAAGCAGGCAUGGUUGGCAUCAAUGAAGGCCUCAUUAGUGCAGCUGAGGGUGCUUUUGGAGGUAUUAAGGAAUCAGGCAUAGGAAGAGAAGGUUCCAGGCAUGGCAUUGAUGACUACACUUAUAUCAAGUAUCUCUGUUUUGGAGGGAUUAACUAGCCCUGCCCUUAUUGACCACCAACACAAGAUUCCUUCAUGAGACUAUUUUCUAAAUCUGCAUGGUAUGAUGUAGUCAUAAGUCAAAUAAUUGAAUAUAGACAAUUUUCCUUUAAUUUUGUUUAAUUUCAAGUAUAGUUAACAGAUGGCCUAGUUACUGUUAUUAUAUCCAGUUUGCUUUACACUCACAUAGUUAUGUACAGCGGUGCACUGAACUUAGCGCUAAUCAGUAUUACAACAAAAAUGUGGGAAACCUUUUUUCAUGAAAGUUGGUGCAUUGAUGUCCAGGGUAAAAGGGUAACUGGUACUGUGUUCAUCCAAAAACUUGUCCAAAUGCCCUGUUUCCAAUAAAUGAACUAACUGAAGGCACCUGAAAUCUAAACAAAAACCAUACAUUGCAUUCAUUAACAAAAUAGAAAGAGGAAAAGCCUUAAGCUGGCAUCACAUUGUACCUUCAUUUCACUUGCUGACUGCCAAACACCAAGUAUUUGCUGGCCUUAGGAUUAAUUUCAUGAAUGACUUGUUCUUCCCAUCUGGAGGAAGAGCAACUCAUCAGUAAUCCCCAAAAUAGGAAACAAAGGGUAUGUACUAUGACUGGGUGAGUAGAGUGGUAUUUCUCUCAUCAAGAAGGUUUUAUAUAAAGAGUCAAGCACUGUUUCACAGAGUUAUACAGCCCCUAUUAUGAGCCAGAAAUUAAUGCAUAUGCAAGUAUGUUUAGCCAUCUAAAGUUACCUUGAUUCACUCCUGCUGAAAUUGUUCAUGUGGCUCAUCCUGUUUAACCCAAAAUCAGCAAUGUUCUCAAAUCUCAUGUCUAUUUUAAUAUGGAAUGCCAUUUUUUAUGACAUGAGAUGAAAGUGUGUUUCUUAUCUUCCCCAUCAUUAAUUUUGUACCUAUAACACAGGGUAAAUUCUGCACUUGUAUGCCUGUCUUUGUGUUUAUCUGCCUGUUAGUAAGUCAUUCCAUGUGUGUGUGUGUGUGUGCAUUCUGGCGUGUAUGUGUGUAUGCGUGUGGGCAGGCAACCAGGCAGGUCAGUCUGUCUGUUCUUGCUCUCAUGCAUAGUUUUGUGCCAUAGUCCAAUAAUAUUAUCCCAUACAGGUAUUAUGCUGUAAUACUAGGUAAAUACAUCCUUUGAGUUGCAGCUAUGUAGCUUUUGUGUAUGUAAAUUUAUAUUGUCUUGGUUGAUUGCCUUAUGGUUGUUUUUAGUAUAUUUAGCUAUGUUACAGAGCCUACACAGUAUCAGACUGGGUUCACUGUGGCCUUCUUUCCAAGAUUAUGAAAACUUGAAGAGGGAAGUCACAGAUAGGUAAUUAGUGUCUGUGGAUGGGUAAGGGCAUGAGGUUCUCUGGAUUUGUUAAUGAAAUUAGUUUUCUAAACUUUGGAUUACAUGUAACAAUAAUCAAAUGUGAAUGAAGGUUAACCUCACUAAUAGUACCAACAUGGCAUUGGUUAGACACUAAAAAUUAAAGAGGAAUGAACACACACAUAUAAAAAACAUUUAGAAAAUCCUCUGCUGGUAAGAGAGGAUUUUUUAAAUGUUUUAUGUGUGGUAACACAUAUAAAAAAAAAACAGUAUAAAAAAACACAGGUAACCUCUAUCUCCAUACUUCACCCCCGUACUCCAAUUACUCAUGUUCCACCCCUCAUCCAACAUUACCGAUUGUUUUCUUAUUAGGAACAGGAUGGAAGGCAUGAGGGUUGGUUAAAGUCCUGUGAUCCCACUAACCCCUGAUUACAUAGACAUUCCCUAUCGCAGGACAAAAGUUGAUUUUUGGGGGUAGGAGAGGCUCAAUGACUUACCCAUCAAAAGCCUAAUUGAACCACUACUCCUAUUAGCAAGGACCAAUGAGUCUGAGAACAUUCCAGGGGUGAUACCUGCUUCAGCUGUUCUCCCCUUAAUUCGUGCAUUACACAGGGAAACUGUGGCCUUACAGCAAAGAUUCCUUGGACUGAGGCAAGGCAAGUUUUUGUUCAAUAAAGUCUGUAAAAUUUUG